UCUCUCUCUCUCUCUUCAAGCUUUCUCCCUCUAAAACACUCUUAAUUUCUUUUCUCUCUCUAAAAAAUCUCUAUGGACACUAAUUAUAAAUUCUGAUAUAAUUCCCUCCUGCGAUCUCUCUCUUCCCUUCUCUUCUUCAACAAUUCUCUCUUUACACUUCACAUUUCCUUUUCCUUUUAAAAAUAUCAUUUUUUGUUUUGUUUUUGUUUUGGUUUCUCCCUGACAUCCACAAAGCAAAACCCAAACGUAAGACAUUAAGAAAAAACAACGUUAUAGACAUAGCUUACCAGGUGGUAUCGAUUUGGGACAAUCAGAAUUCAACUUAGGCAAUAGAUUUUAUUUAUAUUUGGUUUGAAUUUGGGACAGAAUUUAGGGUUUGCAUUUGGAUUUUUAGCGUUUGAUGUUAUUUUUUAAUAAGCUUUAGGAUUGUGUAAUGAAGGGAUUAUGUGUAAUUAGUGGAUUUAAAGAAGGGUUAUUUUUUUUAAAAGGGGGGUGUGAAUUUUGAGAGUGGAGGUUGUGAGGUGUCGGGGUAGGUGGAGGGAUUGUGUGAGGAUGACUGAUUUCUUACAACAAAAACCUGAAUCAACAGAUGAUGCUCGCACGGAAUUUGAGAGGGGGUUGGAGGAAUUGAUGCGUGGGCAUUUGGAUGGUUGUAUGCCAUUUGCUUCGUGUAGUUCUAAUCGUAACGUGGAUGAUGAGGAUGAUGAAGGUGAUCAGCUUGUGCGCAGGAGACGGAGGUCUGAUCUCGAGGGUGAUGAUUUGGCUGAGUCAUCAGCUGCAAGAAGGCGCCACUCUAGAAUUUUGAGUAGGUGGGCUGCUCGCCAGGCACAAGAGAUGAUAACUACUAUGGAGAGGAGUAAUCGUGAGUCGGAGUUGAUGGCACUUGCGGGUUUGCACACUGUUUCCAUGCUUGAUUCCUCGUUUCUGAGGGAAUCGCAGUUGCCUACUGCAAGAAGGCAGGGGGCAGCGGAAAGGCCGAGCACUCAGGCAUCUGCGAUUUUGCAAAUGUGGCGGGAGUUGGAGGAUGAGCAUUUGUUGAAUAGAAGGGAGAGGUUGAGGCAGCGAAGGAAUGCUGAUUCUAAUAUAAACAUGUCAGUUUCAAAUGUAUCAGAGAGUCGCGGGAGUGAGAAUCAGGGAAGUUUGGUGGAUGCAAGUGAGAGUGAAAAUGACUAUGGACCUUGGUCACAUGAGCAUACGAGGUCACGGAAUGAGCAUGGGGAUAAUGAGUCUAGCAGGGAGCAAUCUCCUGAUAUUGGAGAAGUUGAGAGGAGUGUGAGACAGAUUGCUCGGGGAUGGAUGGAGACUGGCAUUAGUGAUCAUGCAUCUAAUCUAUCCCAAAGGAAUGGCAGUCCUAGAGCAGAAUGGCUUGGUGAAACAGAGAGGGAAAGGGUUAGAAUUGUCAGGGAGUGGGUGCAGAUGGCAAGUCAGCAGCGAGGAGCUCGAGUGAGUCGAAGGGAAGAUCAAGCUGCUGGUCAUAAUGCACAAGUUGACAGAGCACGUGAUGGGUUGGUUGCUGAUCAUGAUGAAGGGCAAACAGAGCAUAUUCGCAGGGACAUGCUGAGGUUGCGUGGAAGACAAGCAAUUCUUGACUUGCUUGUCAGGAUCGAGAGAGAAAGACAGAGGGAGCUUGAGGGAUUAUUGGAGCAUCGGGCUGUCUCGGAUUUUGCUCACCGCAACCGCAUUCAGUCAUUACUAAGAGGUAGAUUCUUGCGAAAUGAAAGACCGGUUGAAGAGGAGAGACCGCCUUCCAUAGCUGCUGGGGAACUAGUUCAAUUAAGGCAGCGACACACUGUUUCUGGCUUAAGGGAAGGGUUCCGCUCCAGGUUGGAAAAUAUUGUUCGUGGUCAGGUAAGCAGCCAUUCUGAUACCACCCCUAAUAAUAACAUAAAUGAUACUAGAAAUGAUCAGACUCAAACAAACACUUCUCAGGACAUCCAACAUGAUGAGAAUGAUCAAUCACAACCUAGGAGUCAAGAAAGUGACAUGCGUCAUUUGCCUAAUCAAACAAACAGCUCAGAGAGCAACCCUGCUGCUGGCAACAUGAAUUGGGAAGAAACUGCUAAUCAAGGAGAAGGUUGGCAGGAACAAGUUGCCGAUGAUGAGAGAGGAAACUGGCGACAGUCAAACUACAGUCAGUUAGAUGAAUGGAGAGGUAGCAACGCGGACCCGCUGGAUGUAAAUUGGCAAGAGAAUUCAGUCAAUGAAUGGUCCCGGGAAACACCUGGAAAUGUGCUUGGUGAACAAGGUCAUCCACAGGAAUCCCAGGAACUUUGGCGGGGGGACAGCACUAGGGAAGCUGUUCAAAAUUGGACAGAGGGGCCUUCUGAUCCUCUAAGAACUCACCGUUCUGUUCCAAUGAGAAGAUUCAAUAGAUUUCACCCUCCCGAUGAUGAUAAUGUGUAUAGCAUGGAGCUUAGAGAACUGUUGAGCAGGAGAAGUGUGUCUAAUCUUCUUCGAAGUGGUUUCCGUGAAAGCCUAGACCAUUUAAUACAGUCAUAUGUGGAAAGGCAAGGUCGUUCUCCCAUUGACUGGGAUUUGCACAGAAACUUGCCAACACCAACUCCCUCAUCACCAGAGCGAGAUGAGGAGCAGCAGAGAGAUGAACACAAUGAGGGUCAACGUGAUGCCAUAAACAGACCUUCACUGGUUUUGCCAUCUCCACCAGUGCCUCCACCUCAGCCACUAUGGCACCAGGAUUUGCACCGCACUAGCUGGUCUCGUCAUAGCAUGCAUCGAUCAGAACUUGAAUGGGAGAUGAUUAAUGAUCUGAGAUCAGACAUGGCAAGACUUCAGCAAGGAAUGAGCCACAUGCAGAGGAUGUUGGAAGCCUGCAUGGAUAUGCAGCUUGAAUUGCAACGUUCGGUCAGACAGGAAGUCUCUGCUGCUCUGAAUAGAUCAGCUGGUGAAAAAGGGUCGGGUGCUGAGACAUCUGAGGAUGGGUCUAAAUGGGGUCAUGUAAAGAAAGGGACAUGCUGUGUUUGCUGUGACAGCCAUAUUGAUUCUCUAUUGUACAGGUGCGGGCACAUGUGCACUUGUUCAAAUUGUGCAAAUGAGUUGGUCCGUGGUGGAGGAAAGUGCCCGUUGUGCAGAGCACCAAUUGUUGAAGUGAUCCGAGCAUACUCGAUACUGUAAAGAUGUGGAAAUAGGAAAUAAUUGAU
This is a messenger RNA of Populus euphratica (Euphrates poplar), 3158 nucleotides long. RefSeq lists its product as uncharacterized. The transcript is spliced from 8 exons. Lineage: Eukaryota; Viridiplantae; Streptophyta; Magnoliopsida; Malpighiales; Salicaceae. Bases 553 to 3132 code for a protein of 859 amino acids. The record is from RefSeq and is a predicted model, not a curated record.